Messenger RNA from Talaromyces rugulosus, 357 nucleotides. RefSeq lists its product as uncharacterized. The coding region runs from base 1 to 357 and encodes 118 amino acids. Gene Ontology annotation, molecular function: protein folding chaperone. Gene Ontology annotation, biological process: protein folding. NCBI's taxonomy places the organism in Eukaryota, Fungi, Ascomycota, Eurotiomycetes, Eurotiales, Trichocomaceae. The record is from RefSeq and is a predicted model, not a curated record. Gene Ontology annotation, cellular component: prefoldin complex; cytoplasm. The transcript has 4 exons.
AUGGCCUCGCAACCACAGGUCAGCGUGAGGAAGCAGCAGGAGCUCCAGCUCCAAUAUUCAAACUACAAAAAUGCCUUGCAGACGAUGGCGCAGAAGAUUGGCGACAUUGAACAGGAGACCGAGGAGCACAAACUCGUCAUCGAGACCCUAGAACCGCUUCCUAAAGAACGAAAAUGCUUUCGCAUGAUCAACGGCGUGCUUGUCGAGCGCACAAUCGACGACAUCCUUCCCUCGCUCAAGACCAAUGCAGACGGAUUGAAGCAGGUGCUUGACGAACUGUUGAAACAAUACAAGACGAAGCAGACAGAAAUGGAUACGUGGAAGAAAAAGAAUAAUGUCCAAGUAGUACAGCAAUGA